Sporothrix brasiliensis 5110 is the source of this 1377-nucleotide messenger RNA. Its product is annotated as mannan endo-1,6-alpha-mannosidase. Gene Ontology annotation, biological process: carbohydrate catabolic process; fungal-type cell wall biogenesis. Lineage: Eukaryota; Fungi; Ascomycota; Sordariomycetes; Ophiostomatales; Ophiostomataceae. The record is from RefSeq and is a predicted model, not a curated record. The coding region runs from base 1 to 1377 and encodes 458 amino acids. Gene Ontology annotation, molecular function: mannan endo-1,6-alpha-mannosidase activity. The transcript has 2 exons.
AUGUGGUCAACAGCAGCACAAGCGGUGGUGGCCGGCUUAUUAGCGACAGGCACGGUCGUCGAGGCUGCCUCACAAUUCAGCAUUAGUUCAUCAGACGCCAUUAAGAAAACCGCCAGCACAAUCGCCCACGACCUCGUCAGCUACUAUCACGGAAACGAGAGCGGCCAAACCCCGGGCAUUCUGCCGGGCCCGCCACCGGCCGGAGACUACUACUGGUGGGAGGCCGGUGCGAUGUGGGGCACACUGAUCGAUUACUGGCACCUGACCGGCGACGACACAUACAACGAACUGGUGACGGAGGCGAUGCUGUUUCAGACAGGGCCGCAUGAGGACUACAUGCCGCCCAACGUGACGGCGUCGUUGGGCAACGACGACCAAGGGUUCUGGGGCAUGUCGGCGAUGCUGGCGGCGGAGGUCAACUUCCCGAACCCGCCGGCCGACAAGCCGCAGUGGCUCGCGCUGGCGCAGGCCGUGUUCAACACGCAGGCGGAGCCGGGCCGGCACGACGCGACGUGCAACGGCGGCCUGCGGUGGCAGAUCCCGGUGCUGAACAACGGCUACAACUACAAGAACAGCAUUGCCAACGGGUGCUUUUUCAACAUCGGGGCGCGGCUCGCGCGGUACACGGACAACGCGACGUACGCCGACUGGGCGGAGCGCACGUGGGACUGGAUCGAGGGCGUCGGGUACAUGGACGCGGAGUACAACAUCUACGACGGCGCGCACGUGGAGACGAACUGCACGGACAUCAACAAGGCGCAGUUCUCGUACAACAGCGCGGUGUGGCUGCUGGGCGCGGCGUACAUGUGGAACCACACGGAGGAGGCCAAGUGGCAGACGCGCGUCGAGGGCCUGCUGAACCGGACCAUCACCUUCUUCUUCCCGGACGGCGUCGCCUACGAGGUGGCGUGCGAGACGCACAUGACGUGCACGACGGACAUGCUGACGUACAAGGGCUUCCUGCACCGGUGGAUGGCGUCGACGGCGCAGGUUGCGCCGUUUACGCACGACCGGAUCAUGGCGGUCCUGCAGACGUCGACGCAGGCGGCCGUGGACCAGUGCACGGGCGGCGACAACGGCCGGACGUGCGGGUUCCAGUGGAGCUCGCGGGCGUUUGAUGGGAGCGUCGGUGCGGGGCAGACGAUGAACGUGCUGGCGGCGGUGUCGUCGCUGCUGGUGGACGAAGUGCACGCCCCGUUGACGAACCAGACGGGCGGCACGAGCGUGGGCAACCCGAACGCGGGCAGUGGCAGCGUCGACAACCCGACGGAGUUUGCGCCGAUCACGGCGGCCGACCGUGCGGGUGCGGGCAUUCUGACGGUGUUUGUGCUGGCGGGCAUCACGGGGCUGUUUACCAUGAUGAGUUUUGGGGAGUGA